AGUAGGGACACCUGCUGAGCACUGGAAACAACUCAGAGAAGCCUCAGUUGUCCCUUUGCUCUGGCAAGUCUCCCUGUUAGGAUUUCAUAGAGCAAAAUGUGGUCACACCUGUCGCUCUUAACCUGGAUGUCUUGGGGGAGAGAGGAUGAGGACAAGAUGAUCAUCUCAGGUGACAAGGAAGGACCUGCAGAUUUCCUGUGUCACAAAUGCUCUCACAACCUUCUGAGCCCAGAUUAAUCAUGGUCGCCUCCCAGGCCCAGCUCGCAGUGUUCCCUAAGCCAUGAGCUGGCUUCACUAUGCUGAUGGUCUCUGCAUUUUUUCCACCUUCUGCAUGGAGAACCGAAGGGAGGAAAACUAGAGGGGUCCAGAGUACAGACAGUCCUGUCUCAGCCAGUGAGACCUAGGUAGAUCUCUGAACUACCAUGUCCCACAUGGGACACAGAGACACUCCAAGACACUCAGCAACUGGCCUAAGGUCGAGGCAGGAAGCAGAGCAGGCAGGACUCAAACCCAGAUCACUGCAACCUGUAUCUCUGUGCGAAAGACGGGCCCAGGAGCUAGGACCCAUCCUAAGCCCCGGUCUGUCCUCAAAGCCCAUUCUCUUUCACUCCUGAGUCUCUAUGACAGUUCAGGGAAAUAAAAGUAAACCAACCAGACACUAACAGCAGCAAUAAAGCCUCACUGAUGAGAGGAGGGUGUGGCUCAGAGGGCCAGCUGUGGGUAAGACCCUGGGCUGCAUCCCUAAUGCUGGAGCAGUAGAAGGAUACUCCUCGAGUAGGUUCUGUUAGUCAGAAGGUCCCGGUCUCUUUCAUCUCUUAACAGUGCACAGACAUCUUUUUUUCCCUAAUUGUGAAUUAGCUCUACCUUUAUUUCUUUUAUUUAUUUGGCUGUUUAGAUGAUGUCUCACUAUGCAGCUCUGACUCCUCUGACUGGCCUAGAACUCACAGAGAUCUACCUGUCUCUGCCUCCUGAGCACUGGGACUAAGGUCCUGUGCCACCACGCCCAGUCUAGUGUUCUCUAGUUUUGACACUCUCUUGUGUCUGGUUCUUGCCCUGAGCUCUUGUCACCUCUUUGAGGUAUGUGAUCCAUGCCUUUUCAUCUUUUCAUGCCAGAGCUGGUUGGCUUCUGAUGACAGCUCAUCCUGCCAAUGACGAGGGCUGUGUCAGUGGGUGCCCCCACAGCCACUGAGGACACUGGCCUGUAAUGUUUAUAGGUUUCUCUGGUAGCAACACUCCCUCCUGCAAAGCCAGUUUCUAUCUGCCAAACAUUUAACAACCAGCUCCCAGAAUCCCUGCAAAGUUAACAAGCCAGAGGGAAUUAACAGCCUCCAGGGCCAAUCUAGGCGGGGCAUAUCCAUUAUCACAUCCUCUAUUUCUCAACUUCUGGAGGCCCUAGGCAAGGCACAGAGGCUUAGAAACACACAAAAUAGGAAGCUGCUUUUGACUUACAGAAGAUUUAGUCAGCUACUUAGAAAAAACACAAGUAAAUGACCGAGCAUUAGACUUGAGAGUGGAGAGCAAUCCCAGAAUGUCCAGGUUGGGUGUCGUCAGAAAAGACCUUGGGAUGCUGGCCCUUGAGGAAUCCCAGCCCCGUGGGAGACCCUGCAAAUCCAUAGUUGUAGUCAAAGUGAGCACUAGCUCCCCAGGAGACAAACACGGGAUAUAGGGGCACACAAAGGAAAGGGAGAAUUCCUCCAUGUUACUGGGACUUAACUCUCAAGCUGAUGAUGGAAGACAGGGCAGGGGUUGGGGGCAGAGGUGAGGGGGAGAUUUAGGCAGAGGUGUAAGAGAAUGGUUUCACAAAGGGACAACCUGGCAAAGGCACAGCAGUAGAGAGGGUGGCCCUGAACACAGGGCAUCUCUGCAUGGCUCCAUGAGUUCCCCGUGGGGAAAGAGGUGACUUGCAGACGGUGUUUCAGCUUACAGCUAAAAUGGGGAGCCACUGAUGGCUUCCAAAGCAUGAGGCAAUAGGAUCUGAUGUGUGUUUUAGAAAUGCAGGUGUCCGUGCAAAGGGUGAUAUGAAAGAAGCAGGCUGGGGCAAGAAACAUAGAAGACCUGAUCCAAUGAGAGACUAAUAUGGGCAGCAGGUGGGGAAGACCCAGAAUCCACUGGGAUCUGCCAGUUAUGGCCUCCGAUUGGCUCGGAGGAGACAACAAUGGCACCUCUACUGAGAAUGCGAGGCCCACUGUGGCAAUGUCUAUCUCCCUGAGAGCAGCCUCUCCGUUUCCUUUAGGAAGAAGGGACAGUCCCACCCCCACUGGCACCUGCUGCCCUACUUCCCCCAACCCCUCCUUCCAACCUCUCACAGCUACGAGGAUCCUGCAGCCCAAGGCAAUAGCCUGGCAGACUCAGCUCCCAGAACUGAUCGUCACAGUCAAGCAGGGGAAGACAGAGGCUAAGGCCCCUGUGUUCACGGAGGCAGCCCCAGCCUGGUCUUCAGAAACCUCCCAGGUUCUCCCAGAAACCUCUCCAUGUGCUGGGAGCUCUCCUCACACAGCAACCCCAGCCUGGUCUGCAGGAACCUCCCCUUCCCCAGGAACCUCUCCAUAUGCUGGGAGCUCUCCUCACACAGCGACCUCUCCUCAUGCAGGGAGCUCCCGCCCAGUCAUCUGGCCGCUCAGCAUCACACCAAAGGACUCCACGGCCAGUCGUGUCCUCGCAUCCAGUGUGUCCAUUCCAAUGGUCCGCAUGAUGGCCCCAGUCUGGGUGCUCUUGUCCCUUCUGCUGGCGACAGGUCUGAUUGCCUUUGGCAGCCUCAUGCUCCGGUGGAGAAAGAAAGCUUGGCUGGCCAUGGAGACACAGAGGAAUGAGAAGGUCUACCUCCCAGCUUCGCCACCAGGGAACAACUGGGUGCCUGAAGAUGCCAUGAUCAACCUUGCGGCGCCUCCCGAGUGUCUCAGCAACCCCAAGCCCUCCGCUGUGCCCUUCACAGAGACCCAGCACCUCGGCCAGGCUACAGAGGAAGAGGCAGCCCCUUCCCUGGACACAAAGGAGGACGAGGACGCAAUGGCAGUCCCUCCCCUGCAGGUGUCCGCACAGGAACUGGCCUCCGAGUUCAUCUCUGUGUAACCGCAGAAUGGCCCGUAAUCAGGCUCCGUAAAGCUGAACCGCUGAGUUUGCAUGAAUUCGCCGGCUCUGCUCACACUCCAGGGUUCCGUCCACCUCCCUCCAGGCUCCCUGCUUGUGUGGCCCAGAAUGGUAACGAAGUGUAUCUGUGGACCCUGGAGCCCGGCGUGGACGUAACAAUUCCAGCCAGAGGCCGGGACCUCCCCAGCAUAUUCUAAUCUCUAGGAAGAGUGCGCAUCUGCGGACCUUCCCCAGGGCCUGGAAAGGCUCAGUAGAUGAGGGCUAAGUUUGUAUGGGUUCCAGGAAAUUUCCUGGGCAUGGGUGCGCAGCAGCCGUCCCUCCUCCCAUCCCCUGCAAAUCCCACCUUCGCUUCCCUCCGAUUCUAUUGCCGCAGCUGCUGUGGAGAAGACAACAUACGUGUAUAUAAAACAUAUGUGUUUAUAAAACACCUGCAUCCUGGCCCUUCAGAAAAUCAUUAAAGCAGAAUUCUCGAGCCCUGCCCCAAACCAUCUGGAGGGCAAGGCCCGGGUCUUCACCACUCUGACAAGUGA
Arvicola amphibius (Eurasian water vole) is the source of this 3617-nucleotide messenger RNA. It is a transcript of the gene Cd300lg, whose product is annotated as CD300 molecule like family member g. Bases 2077 to 3069 code for a protein of 330 amino acids. Gene Ontology annotation, molecular function: transmembrane signaling receptor activity. NCBI's taxonomy places the organism in Eukaryota, Metazoa, Chordata, Mammalia, Rodentia, Cricetidae. Gene Ontology annotation, cellular component: plasma membrane. The record is from RefSeq and is a predicted model, not a curated record. The transcript is spliced from 6 exons.